Messenger RNA from Nymphaea colorata (pocket water lily), 3887 nucleotides. RefSeq lists its product as uncharacterized. The transcript has 6 exons. The coding region runs from base 133 to 501 and encodes 122 amino acids. The record is from RefSeq and is a predicted model, not a curated record. Lineage: Eukaryota; Viridiplantae; Streptophyta; Magnoliopsida; Nymphaeales; Nymphaeaceae.
GGAGUCUCGAUUCAUCUCAAGCUGCAUUAUCUACGACUCUAAAUAUUGUAAGCUACCUUGAGGGUUUUCUCCCCAAAACUUCAAGAUCGGUGGUUUCAUGGAGUUGAAGUUUUAAUUGGUUGCUAAAGGUGGAUGUUAGGUUGCUUGAGGAACAAGCUUUCCUGUACGUUUGGAGGCUCUGAAUCAAACAUUGUUUUACACAGUGGGCACAACAGAGAUCAAGUUACAAUAAAAAGCCCCACAACUAUGCCUUUUUUGAAACACAAUCAUUUUACAGUACGUUCAUCAUUUAGUCUUGAUAUUGAAAGACAAACUUCCAAGGUCCCUCUCGAUGAAACACUCCUCUCCCUUUCCUCUCGAUUAAAGCUCUCAACCGCAGGCUGCGUCUCCCGUCUUCUUCUUCAACUGCAAUGCCACCUCCGAGCUCCCUCUCUUCUUCAAGCGCUGACCUGCGGAACGAAGGCGGUCCAGCCCUAUUCGCUGGUCGGUGUUCUCAUAUGAGGUCUUUGAAACAUCCUCUUCUCUCUUUCUUUGGCUAGGGCUCUGCGUCUGCCAUGGCCAACGCAGCUCUUGUAUGUUAUCUUUUUCCCGUCUCUCUUACUCAUUUGUUGUCUUCAAUGUGCUAGUCCUCAAGUUAGUUUGAUGAAAUUCUUGUGUGCAUGUACACUUUGUUUUUUUAGGCUUCAACUUUUCUUUUUUCUUUUUGUAUUUCAUUCACAAUGGAGUACGUUAAGUCUGUCAUUAGUUUUCAUAAGUGUAUUCUCAGGAAAUUUAGUUCUUUAACUUCCCUUUUUUCAUGUUAUUCUUUGAGGCAGAAUUAUUUAACAAUCAAUAUUAAUUUUUUUCUUGUCGUUGUUAAAGUGAGUGAACAUAUAUGUAUGUAAUCAUCAUGUGAUCAUCGAUUGUUUUCCAAUCCAGUUAUGUUAUUUUCUAUUUCUGUGUGUAUUCAUUCGUACGAGUUCUUCUGCAUUGGAAUGCCAAGGGAUUGGUUAAAUGAGUCUUGAUCUGUGCCAAAAGUGGAUGAAAAAGGUUAUUGUGGUGGACAUGAUUUUCAAAUAUUGCUACGAAACACUGAAUAUAUUUUCACUGUAGAUGAAAUCUACUAUGUUUUUUUUUUUUUGCUGUGUAAUCUCUUAUUUUUUAUUUUCUAAUCUUUGUAAUCUUUUUUUUUUUUUUUUCUAAUUUUCUGCUUUCUCAGCUGAAUAUCUUAGCUGUAGAGAGCUGAGGGCUCUGCAACGACUGUGUUUCAAGUUGUUGGAGAUCCCAACAGCUCAUGUUGUUUUCCGUUUAUUGGCUGAUCAAGCUCUUAAAGAGCUAUUUUAUGAGAUUCUUAGAAAAUUAAUUUUGCGAUUCAGAAGUGUGAUAGAUUUGCCUGUUUGUGAGAUAUUCAGAUGGUAUCAUAGCUUGGCUAAGUGUGAUUUGUUUAGUUAGGGCUUCUUUUUCAAAGAAAAAAAUGAGACGGUCUGCUGCUAUAAAUUUUUUUGGUUGAUUCUGAAUUAGUUGUUGACUUGUUUGAAGAUCUGCGUCAUUACCAAUUGCUGUGACAAUUAUUUUGACAACAAGUAGAUUGCAUCUUGCUGCUGCUGAUUAGGUUGAGAGGAUUGAACUGUCUUGUUUUUCAUUCCUAGUGUGUUAUAUCUCUUCCAUAUGGACCCUUCCUUCACAAAGUCCUAUAUUUUUUAGGGGAGUUCCAAGGGGAAUGAUUUCUUGUGAUGUUUAGUUUGCAAAAACCACCCUAGUCAUUUUUCUACUUCCAACCAUAGGUCACUUGGUUUUAUAAAUGUACUCUUUUUGAAGGAAAAGGGAAAACAAUCUAGGCAAUAUAUCGCUUGACGUCAAGAAUUUUUAGUAAACCUACUAUUUUGAAAAGCAAUUUUGCUGCACUAGGAUGUACCUUCGCUUUGUCUUAGGUAUUCCUUUGAGGGUAAAAGAGGAAGUUUCAAGCCCUUGCUGUCAGUCAAUUGAAGGAGAAGACUGGAAAGAUUCUUUGUGUGAGCUAUGAAGAUGGGUUCAGUGAUGUCGAGGAGCUCAAGGAUUAGGAAAUGCUAUUCGCCUUUGCAAUCAAACAUCUGCAAGAAUCAAACAUGAAAGUGCGAUGAGGUGGAAGACCGAGCGUUCUUUGAAACCUUGGCAGGUAGCAAAAUGAGUGUUGAGAGAUGGGCUCGGAACGAGUGUAGUUGUUCCUCUGGGUUAUUAAUCGAGAGUACUGGGUAUGCAUAAAGGUGAUUUAUGUAUAUUCCACGAAGAUAACAACCUAUGAACAUUUUGUCUCGUUGAAACUCACGAGUUGAAGUGGGUAUGACACGUGACAAUGCUACACAAAACCAUCAAAGAGAUGGCGUUCUGUAGUAGCCUUUGGGGUGGUGAGGUAUUUCCCUCAAAGGUGAAGGUCGGCCUAAAAAAAAAAAAAAAUCAAAACAAGAAAGAAGACAAGCAAAAAAAGAAGAAGAAGAAAAAAGCAAGAAAAAGAAAAAGAAAAACAAAUACAAAAGAAAGCAAGAACAAAAAAAGUGCCUGCCAAGGGAUGAAGAACAUGAAGGCUGAAGUCUCUAGCAUUGAUUGCGAAUCCUUUGUGGGUGAAUGAUUUGAGGUUAAUAUCUGCUCCUUUUCUUUGGUUUCCUGUGAAGCAGAGAACAAUUUCUUCAUGCUCAUACCUUGAAAAUGGAAGGAAAUCCCUUUGCGAGAUUUGGUAGCAUCGACGCGAUUCCAAAUCCUAGUACUUCAUCGAAUACUUCAGGCAAAGGAAGGUUAUAUCUUUUGCACACAACGUGCACUAAAAGCCUAUGGGCAAAAAUUUGAAAAUAAGAAGCCAUUUCAAAGUUCAAUGCUUUGAAAAGAAAAGUUGACGUCUUUUGCUAUAUUCCUAAUUGGUGAGUAUUCGAGGCAAUACUACUUCUCUUUAAGUCAUUUUAGUUGAGGUUUGGUCUUAUUGUUGAGUGUCAACCUGGUUUAGAGUCUUUAGUCUUUGAGACCCAUGUUCAAUAUUUAUCUAUGGCCAUGCUUUGUUUGAGUCAGUUUUCUGUAGUGAGUAAGUUGACUAGAGUACUUAUUGUGUAUAGUCUAGCAUAGUAGGGACAAGGGUUAAAGUAGUUGUUGUGGUUCCAUGCUUGUUUGAAUCUUAGUUAUAGUAGUUCUUGUUUGAUUGUUAACUGUCGUGUUCUUUUCAUUGAGCAUUUGAUUCUUUGUAAAACCAUGUAUCUAAGUUGCACAUGCCCUAGCUAUGUAGAGGUAUGUUUCAGAAGAACUGCGAAUGUUGGAGUUGUUAAACCUUGGUACUGAUUUCAUGGGUUUGUUGGUCUGUCCUAGGAUUGUCAGAAGUUAGAGCAUAUGCUUAUUGAUUGUAUUUCUAAAAGGCCUGAACCAAGUUAGCUGAAUUAUUUUGCAAACAUAUUAAUUUUUGAUUUGUUUUCUCACUUUUUUGUGUUUGAUAGUUAAGAUUCCCGGCAUUAUAAUUAAAUUUUCAUCACUUGUUCACUGAACUUAUGUAUGUAUUUAUGUUCUUAAGGUGUUGCUGGUUUUGAAAGUCUGUUUUUUAGUUUAAGAUAGUUCAGAUUUUUUAUUGAUAUGAGAUUCUGAGUAUUGUGCUUUGCCAAGUUGAAUUGUCUAAUAGUGCCUUUGAUGGGUUUGGUUUUCAAGUUUUAUAGUUGGUUAGUUUCUAUACCAUCGUGAACCGUCUCUUGUUUGAAUUUUGCCUCCUUUCCUUUGACCUAAGAUUGGGAAGCAAUUUCUAUAUCAAUUCAAAAGCUUUUUCUACUCAGUUUUGUUUUGAUCAAAUUUGGUGAAUUUUAGGGUAGAUUUAAUGAGUCGAAGUCAGUUUCUUCCAAACCCUGCCUUUCUGCAACAUUGUUGUCGAAACAAAAUAGGACAAUUGGGGAACCAUGUUUCUG